Messenger RNA from Caenorhabditis angaria, 3562 nucleotides. The record is from the annotation of a GenBank genome assembly. Lineage: Eukaryota; Metazoa; Nematoda; Chromadorea; Rhabditida; Rhabditidae.
AUGUUCUCAAACUUACUAGCGAUAUCCAGAUAUAUUUCAUUUUUCGGCUAUUUUUUCACAUUGUUCACAAAUAUUUUGUUGAUAAUUCUAACUGUUUGGUACAUCAAACGGGAUUUUGGAACUUACAAGAAAUUGAUUGUGAUUUUUUCAAUCGUCGGAAUAUUGUUUGAUACUUUGGAUGUUGCGGUGAAACCGGUUAGUAAUUAGAUUUUUUUUUAUUUUCCAAGAAUUUUUAGCUAGUUCAUUCUAUAAACUCUGGUUUUAUUGUCUUCACCCCUGUCGUAUCCAACUUCAUUUCGCGCCAAAACUUCACUCGACUUCUAGCAAUCUACGGUGGCUCAUUCUAUGUUUCUACCAUCACAGAAUGUAAUUUACUACCCGAAAAAUUUCGCGCAUUUUUUGAGACCUGACACGAUCUUAGGGGCGGGACUAAAAUCGACGAAAUUCAACGCAAAAACGAGAGAUUUAGAGAAACAUGAUUUUUGAUCUACCCAAAAAUUAAUGAAACAUUUGAGGUCUAGCGAUUUGAGGUAGUAAAUUACACCCUGUAUACCACUGUUCGUUAAGAUUAAGAUUAAGAGCUUAGAUAUGUUGGCUAAAAAAUAAUGAAGAGACAUCUAAGUGAUCAUGUUGAAUAUUACUUCCAGUUUCUCAACAAAGUUUUCAAAUUCUCAAUGAAAAACGUUUAAUUUUGAUGUUCUAACAGGACUUCAGAGAAACAAACUGUUCAUCAAAAGAAUACUGAGCGCGAAGCCGCGACAACCCAGAAGGAGGAGCCGGCGAUAGCCGGCGGAGCCCUUCUGGUCAAUGGUGAAUUGAACAAAAUUUCGGAAAAUUUUUUGAAUAUUUUUUUCAGAUUUUUUCAACGACCUCAAACAUUAUUCAUGUUUUUAGACAAUACUUUGAUCUUCAAAUUUUUAAGUACUUCUUACCAAUUAUCUCAUAAAGCGGAUAUGUUUUCAACCAAAAACAAAAGUACAGAAAUUACGGUAAAUUAGUUCAGCAAACAAGUUCAGCAGAAGAACUAGUGAGCAAAUUUCGAAUCGCCAAUUUUCUACAUUUUUUGUGAUUUAUUCUCUGAUUUUAUCUGGAUGAAACGUUUUCCAACAAUAAACGUCUAGAUUUUCAUAUCGAAAUUUAAAUUUUUGAACAUCUGCGCGUCCAUGAAUAAAAAUUUUGCAAACAUCUGUAGAUGAAUAAAAUCUAUCAUCAUUUCAUUUCAAUAAAAAAUCAGAUUGUUCGGUUAGAUAACUUGAUGUUACGGUACAUUUUCAUUCGGUGUUCCGAAAAUUUUCAAAAUCGCAGAUAAAAUAUUUUCUCAGACACCCAGUCUAUGUUCAAGCGAUUUUUGAAAAUUGUUAAUUUGAUCUCAAACAUCAGUGUUGCCAGAAUUUUCUUUUGAUAAAUUCAAAUAUUUCUUUCUGAAAAUUGUUUUCACUUUUGUUUCUGUCUGAUGAAAAUAUUGAAAUAAUUGAAAUUGAUUAUGGUGAAUUUUUUCUAAUCUUGAUUUCCUAUUCACAAAAGAACGUUAUCUCAAAAUUACAUCUUGACUGUAACUUCAACACUUUUUUUUAAAGUCAAUUUAGCGCACAUAGAAAGUGAUCUAAAAAUUAACCUGAAUUUUAAUUCUAGGGAAAUGUAGAAAAAAAACAAUUUAUUUGAGUAUCCGAAUUUAUUGAUUUGCAAGCACAUUGUUAAAAUUCCAAAAAACAAUCUUCCGAUUUCUCAAAACCCUCACAAAUUUUCUAUCAAAAAUCAAUUUUUUGGCAUAAAAUCCAAAUCCAAAGUGAAAAUGUAUAUAUUUUUAUGAAUGUAGAGUGUUUCGAGAUCGCCUAACUCCAAAAUAUUAACUUCAUCGAUUCUUCACAAUCAUCGAAAAUUGAUCAGAAUUGAGAAGGGUUUCCAUGGGAAUAUCAAGAUUCAGGUCAAAAAACCAUAAAUUUUUCGCUAUGGCAUUGACAAAAGUUUAGACUUCUGCCAAAACCGUAGGAAUUUCAUGAAAGUUUGUCCCAUAUUGAAAAUCACUCGAUGUUUUUUGUAUUUCAACGAAUUUAUUCGAAAUCGGCGAUAAAAUCAACAUUCGCAAAACAUAGAUUCAAUGUGUUGAUUUUCGAGGGAAAAAAUGUAUUGGUCUACAUAAUUUCAAACAUUGGGCACAUAAUUGUUUUUUGAAAUUGAAAAUAUUAUGAUGGCCUAAAUUUGGUAACUUGUUGAGAUCUACUAUCAAAUUUUUUAAAGUAAAAACCCUUUCGUGCAAAAAUUCGAAAAAAAAAGUGGGCGGAGUCUAUCCCUUUUUCGUCUCGCGUCUCUUCUGCACCCUCCACACUCUCAUUUUCUCUCACGUGAAAUUAUGGCUGUUCUCCAAGCCCGUUCCACACGAAAACGAACAGUUAUUUUUCGCUAUGUAAAUCGCCUAAUCAGAUCUUUUUCCCCAAUUUUCCGAUGCAAAUUAAUUAUCUUAUUUAAAAGAUCGAAAAGAGACCAUUCAUGAGUGAUGACGGCUUUCGCAAAACAACUUCGAAUUAUAUUUAUUCUCAUAUGCGCAACUAUUUUCUGUUUUUAUUAUUUUUAUAAAUCUAAACCGGAACCGAAACCCGAAGCACAAACAAUUCAACUCAAAAAUCUCGAAUUCGUUUCACCCUAUUUUUUUCAAAAUCAAUCAUUUACAACUGAACAUUUGAAAUCUUCACGCUAUAAUAUCACAACUUGUCAAAUUAGAAAAUCAAUGUCUCAAAUGGCUGUGAAUAUGAUGUGUUUUCUAGCAAAACCAGAAGCUUUUAUAAGCAAAAAUCUAACAUUCAAUCAAAUGUGGGCUGAAGAAAGGUGAUUGAUUUUUGAUAAGCUAAAUUUAACUUGGAAGUACUAUUUCAGUAUUUGCAAUGAUACAAUGUUUUUUGGCUUCCCAGACAUGGAUUCACAAUUCACAAGACUUGUAUUUCUUCGUGACCCAUUCGAGAGAUUUAUUUCAUUUUACCUGGAUAAAUGUGUUCAAGAAAAACGAUGUUAUGAUUGUGAAGAAGAAGAUUUGCGAUGUUUUACUCAACGAAUGUAUGAAAGUUUAUUGAAAAUAUCGAAAGGACAAAAAUUAAUGUACGAGACAGGAUUCAAUAAGGAAUUUUAUUUUGAUAUACAUGCAUUACCAUUAUCUUGGUGUUGUGAUUUUUUGCAUUAUCGCAAAAUUUAUCAUAUUUUGAUUAUUGGUUCGGAUUUGAAGGAUCGUCAAAAACCAUUCUCACAGUUGUCAGAUAUUUUGCGACGUAAAAAUGUGCCGCAAAAAUAUAUUUCAAAAAUCUUGAAGAACACACUGAAAUCCGAAACUCCACAUUCAACACAUAAAUCUUCAUUGAGAAAUCAAACAGUUCAAAAAGUCAAAACUGAUCCAAUCAUUCGAGAAUAUCUUCAUAAAACAUAUUUCAAUGAUUAUUUGGUUUUUCCGGAAUUCGAUCGAUCACAUUUGGAUAAUGAAUAUCAACAAAAAAAUGGAAAAUGGGAUCAAAAAUAUGAAAAUGAAUAUGAAAAUAUCAUUCGAAUGCAGAAUUCGUUUGUGAAAUUUAAACAUUGA